AUGCCUUUUAAAGCAUUUGAUACCUUCAAAGAAAAAAUUUUGAAACCUGGAAAGGAAGGAGUGAAGAACGUCGUGGGAGAUUCGCUGGGCAUUUUACAAAGAAAAAUUGAUGGGACCAACGAGGAAGAAGAUAAUACUGAGCUGAAUGAAGAAGGAAGGCCAGUGCAGACUUCCAGGCAGAGACCUCCACUCUGCAACUGCCAGUGCUGUGGCAUCCCCAAGCGUUACAUCAUUGCCAUUAUGAGUGGGCUGGGAUUCUGCAUUUCCUUUGGGAUUCGCUGCAAUCUUGGAGUUGCCAUCGUGGAAAUGGUCAACAAUAGCACUGUAUAUGUUGAUGGAAAACCAGAAAUUCAGACAGCACAGUUUAACUGGGAUCCAGAGACAGUGGGCCUUAUCCAUGGAUCUUUUUUCUGGGGUUAUAUUGUGACACAAAUUCCAGGUGGUUUCAUUUCAAAUAAGUUUGCUGCUAACAGGGUCUUUGGAGCCGCCAUUUUCUUAACAUCAACUUUGAACAUGUUCAUUCCUUCUGCAGCCAGAGUGCAUUACGGCUGUGUCAUGUGUGUCAGAAUUUUGCAAGGUCUAGUGGAGGGUGUGACCUACCCAGCCUGCCAUGGGAUGUGGAGUAAGUGGGCACCACCUUUGGAGAGAAGCCGACUGGCCACAACCUCUUUUUGUGGUUCCUAUGCGGGGGCAGUGAUUGCCAUGCCUCUGGCUGGGGUGUUGGUACAGUACAUUGGAUGGGCCUCUGUCUUUUAUAUUUAUGGUAUGUUUGGGAUUAUUUGGUACACAUUUUGGCUGCUGCAGGCUUAUGAGUGUCCCGCUGCUCACCCAACCAUAUCCAGUGAGGAGAGGACCUACAUAGAAACAAGUAUAGGAGAAGGAGCCCAUGUGGUUAGUCUCAGUAAAUUUAACACACCGUGGAAAAGAUUUUUCACAUCGUUGCCAGUUUAUGCAAUCAUUGUGGCAAAUUUUUGCAGAAGCUGGACCUUUUAUUUGCUGUUAAUAAGUCAGCCUGCUUAUUUUGAAGAGGUCUUUGGAUUUGCAAUAAGUAAGGUGGGUCUCCUGUCAGCAGUCCCACACAUGGUUAUGACCAUCAUUGUGCCGAUUGGAGGACAAUUGGCUGAUUACUUAAGAAGCAGAAAAAUUUUGACCACAACUGCUGUCAGAAAAAUCAUGAACUGUGGAGGUUUUGGCAUGGAAGCAACCCUACUCCUGGUGGUUGGCUUUUCCCAUACCAAAGGGGUGGCCAUCUCCUUUCUGGUGCUUGCUGUAGGAUUUAGUGGCUUUGCUAUUUCAGGUUUUAAUGUCAACCACCUGGACAUUGCCCCGCGCUAUGCCAGCAUUCUCAUGGGCAUCUCAAAUGGAGUGGGAACCCUCUCUGGAAUGGUCUGUCCCCUCAUUGUUGGUGCAAUGACCAAGCACAAGACUCGUGAGGAAUGGCAGAAUGUGUUCCUCAUAGCCGCCCUGGUGCACUACAGUGGUGUGAUCUUCUAUGGGGUCUUUGCUUCUGGAGAGAAACAGGAAUGGGCUGACCCGGAGAAUCUCUCUGAGGAGAAGUGUGGAAUCAUUGACCAAGAUGAAUUAGCUGAGGAGACAGAACUCAACCACGAGAAUUUUGCAAGUCCCAAAAAGAUGUCUUAUGGUGCCACCACCCAGAAUUGCGAAAUUCAGAAGAAGAAAUGGAGAGAACAGAGAGGAAUGACCCUCGAUGAGGAAGAGCUGACAUCCUACCAGAAUGAAGAAGGAAACUUCUCAGACACAGCCUAGUGUCUGAAGGGCAUUUCCAUCUUCUCCUCACCUUAGAACCAGAAAGUAUCCAUACCUAUUGCUUUCCCAUAGCCUGGCUUACUAGAGAGCCAAAUAUGGGGAUUCUGAAGGUAGGAGAGGGAGGAAAAGAAACCUAAUCAGCAAUAGAGGAGAGAAAAGAAAAAUAUCUUGCAAUGACACUUGUGGGUAUGGAGCUUGCUGUCAGUUGACAAAAUGGGUAUAAAAAUAUAAUAUUUUUGGAUUGGUUGUUGACUCUUCUCAAAGGAGAGUUCUCAAAGGGACUGAACUUGCUCAGAAAGGAAUGACUAGAAGAAUAAAGGAGACAAUACCAUGCUGUGCAAAGAAAAAUCAAAGGAAUUUAGCAUAUUUUGCCUGAAGGAGAGAGAACAAGAGCUGACACCGCAUUUCUGAGGGCAGCCAUGCAGAAGAGGGUUUCCUAUUCCUAGUGAAGGCUACUGCUCAUGGGGACCCUGCAUCAUGCCAGGUGCUUUAUAAGCAUUCUCAUUUAAUUUACACACUGCUAUGACAUACGUUUCUUAUCUUCAUUUUACAACCAAGGAAGCUAAAGCAACAGGACAUUGAUUUGUCAGAGGGCCAGGGCUGAGAUUCAUUGGGUCCAAAAUAGGUGGCAGUUUUGGGGAAGAAGUUUUCACCUCAAUGUAGAGAGGCACGUUUUUUAAAUAACGAAAACUGAAAAUGGAGAGGGUUAUCUUGUGGAUAAUUCCCUAUUUUGGUAUGCACGGGGAAUGGGAAACAUUUGGGUGGAUGUGGCAGAAAGCAUUGUUAUUGUAUGAGGGACUGGAUGCAAAGAUCCUGGGUUCAGAGAGAGGUUAGAAGACAAAAAAGAAAAGAAAAGAACACAGAAAGAAAAGAAAAGAAAAACAGAGAAGGAACAAUAAGGAACAAUAAAAAAGAAAAAAGCUAAAUAAGAUGGCUAAAUUUCUAGGAAUCUGGUGUCCAGGAUGGCUAAGAAGGGCUUGGCUGAAUUCAACCCUUAAUAAUAUCAAGAAUGUAGUUAAAUAAAUACUGUCCCAAAUUACUCAUACAUCUUUAAGACUUUUAGUAAUUUAAGAAGUUGGUUCCCGUAUUGUAUUAGGUAAAAUUCUCUUGAAAGAGUCUUCUGUUUUAAAAAAUGUAUGUCUUUAGCCAUUUCUGCUCAUCAUACUUGGAAGUUUGAUCAAACUAUGCACAACUGUGAUUGAAGUAUUCCUAAUGGCUGUAUUUGGGAUGUUAUUGAGGAAAACCACAAUCUUAUGGCAGUAAUCAUAUAGGGAAAUGAAACAUAAGCAUGAAAGAAAACACUUGUGACAACUAGACCGACAGUGUUGAAAAAUUCAUCUUUAAUCUCAUACGGCAAUAACAUGGAUACUCUCUGGAUAAAUUUUAAAAUUUAAUGACAUUUUAAAAUUUAAA
This is a messenger RNA of Suricata suricatta (meerkat), 3180 nucleotides long. It is a transcript of the gene SLC17A8, whose product is annotated as solute carrier family 17 member 8. The coding region runs from base 1 to 1767 and encodes 588 amino acids. The transcript has 12 exons. Gene Ontology annotation, biological process: neurotransmitter loading into synaptic vesicle; transmembrane transport; regulation of synapse structure or activity. Gene Ontology annotation, cellular component: synaptic vesicle membrane; excitatory synapse. Gene Ontology annotation, molecular function: neurotransmitter transmembrane transporter activity; L-glutamate transmembrane transporter activity. The record is from RefSeq and is a predicted model, not a curated record. NCBI's taxonomy places the organism in Eukaryota, Metazoa, Chordata, Mammalia, Carnivora, Herpestidae.